AUGGGCACAAUAGGUGAGGCGAACGAGGCCAACGAGAGCGGUGUGAAAGACGUUCAAGAGCAAGGAGCCAUUGAGAAGAGUGAAGACAGUGGAACGAGCGGCGUUAAAUACCACAAGUCAUCCAGCACGAAGGAGGGUUCCGGCAAGAGUGAAAAGGAGCAGCACCACGCCGUGCGAGCGACGGAGCCGGACGAAGGUCGGACUGGCGACGGGUGGGAGUGGAGUGGGACGUCGGCAGAGCAGACAGCAGUGUUCGAGUGAGUGAGAGGAGGGCGGGAGCAGCUACAGAUCAGGCAGGAGUGACUGAUCAAGUGGAGUGUCGGAAGGGAGCGAAGGUAGAGCGAAAGUUUCGAGGAGGAAGCACAGGGUAGAGGCUCUGAGUC
This is a messenger RNA of Phytophthora infestans T30-4, 383 nucleotides long. RefSeq lists its product as uncharacterized. Bases 1 to 261 code for a protein of 86 amino acids. The transcript has 2 exons. NCBI's taxonomy places the organism in Eukaryota, Oomycota, Peronosporomycetes, Peronosporales, Peronosporaceae. The record is from RefSeq and is a predicted model, not a curated record.